GUGGUGGGCAAAGCUCCAUAUUUCCUCUCAAAUAAGAAGCCUGGCCCAUUAAAGGGUUAGAAUAGGUUGAUAAUGAUAUAUCAACAAAUAUAUUCUACAACUAUCAACUGAACGCGAGAACUGUAUGACCUUCACUCUGUGAACUUGUUACAUAAAACAAAGAUUAAAUACCGCUAACAUUAUCUUAUUUUGAAUGCGUAUCUUUUGUUUUAUCAUCUUAAAAUAAUUACUCGUAAAAUGUCAAUAAAUGUCGUCAGUUUCUGGGAGUCUGCGCUCGCGAAAAGUAAAAAUGACUGAAAAUGAGGAAAACUAUGCAGCUGUGCUUUAUGGACCCAGUGACCUGAGAAUCGAAAAAUGCCCGAUGCCGGAGAUAAACGAUGAUGAGGUUCUAAUAAGGAUCGAGUGCUGCGGGAUAUGCGGCUCGGAUCUGAAGAUGUACUCCACGGGCAAGUGCGGCUUCGAGAGUGUCACCGAGCCCAUCAUACUGGGGCACGAGGGCGCUGGUGUUGUGGUCAAGGUGGGGAGCAAUGUGCGUAGCCCAGCGGUGGGCGAGCGCGUGGCGAUAGAGCCGACGCAGCCGUGCCGCGCGUGCGCGCAGUGCCGCCGCGGCCGCUACAACCUGUGCCCGACGCCGCGCUACUGCUCCACGGCGGCCGCGCCCGGCAACCUGUGCCGCUACUACUCGCACGUCGCCGACUUCACGCACAAGAUCCCCGACAACCUGAGCAUGGAGGAGGGAGCGGCCGUGCAGCCGCUGGCCAUCGCCCUGCACGCGUGCCGGCGCGCGCGCGUGCGCGUGGGCAGCGCGCUGCUGGUGCUGGGCGCGGGGCCCAUCGGCGUGCUGUGCGCCAUGACCGCGCGCGCCAUGGGCGCCACCGCCGUGCUCAUGACAGACGUGGUGGCGUCUCGUCUAGAGACCGCCAAGAAGCUGUGCGCGACGCACACACUGCUGGUGACGGCGGCGCACAGCGAGCAGCACGUGGCGGAGCGGGCGACGGAGCUGCUGGGGACCGCGCCCGACGUCAGCAUGGACGCGUGCGGACUCGCGUCCGCGCAGAGCAUCGCUAUGCUGGCGACCCGCUCCGGCGGCACGGUGGUGAUCGUCGGCAUCGGCGGCGAGCGCGCGGAGGUGCCGCUGACGGGCGCCAUGCUGCGCGAGGUGGACGUGCGCGGCGCCUACCGCCUGCUCAACUCAUACCCGCAAGCUCUGGCCGCGGUGUCGAGCGGCGCCAUCGAUCUGAAGUCAUUCAUCACCCAUCACUUCCCCCUCGAGAGGACCAAAGAAGCUAUGGAGUUCGCUAAAACCGGAGAACCGAUGAAAAUUAUCAUACACAUGUAAAGAAAAGCAAGUCAAAAAGGCAGAUUCUUAAAUUUUAACCACUUAAUAUGAAAAUAGAUUUGUAAUAACAGGAGUGACAUGUACCUUUAGUGGCGUGCAUAAGGUUGUUGAUCAGGGUAUCCACUAGUAAGACAAAUUAUCCAAAUGGGAAAUCUUGCAUAUAAUAAGCAUUAAGAAAACCACAUUUUAGCGCCACUGUGUACCUUGUAUAAAAGUCGUUUAAAAUAAAGAUUUAAAAAAAUAAGUGGGGUCGGCAAAUUAUGUCCAUUCGUCUCCUUCACAUUUUUUUUUACAAAUCAAAUAUAAUGAGCUUUAAAUCUUAUUUACUGAAAAAUUAAUACGAGGCCCCGCUUCCAUCCGCGUAGUUCCCGUUCGCGUGAGAAUAAAGAGAUAAAAUAUAGUCGAUUUAUGACACUUGCAAAUAGCGUGGCCUUGUAGUGGUAAAUGAAUUCAGAAUCGGUUCAGUAGAUUAUCCCCUACUAUACCACAAACUUUACCUCUUUAGAGUAUUAGUAUACUGCCGUGCUAAGAGCAAAGCGGUAUCUCAGUGACAGCAAGUUUCGAGAUAAUUGAGACCUCUACUUCCUUACUAUAGCUCUCGCCUUUGGCUCGAGCUGCAAUAUAUAAUUUUCAAUUUACCGCACUUAUAUCAUAAGGUAAAAGUGAGAUAGGAAAAGCUUUCUUAAUGGGUUUUCUAUACUUUAAUAAUAAAAUACUGCUAUUAGGUUUUUACUUCUAUAAGGUUUUUAGAUGGAUAUUUUUCUAAACUAUCUGAUGGCACAAAAAUCUUGGCCUAUUCUCAUAGAUACCGGAUAAGCACAAAAAAUUUCAUCAAAAUCGGUCAAGCCGUUUCGGAGGAGUAUGGCAACGAAAACUGUGACACGAGAAUUUUAUAUAUUAGAUUUAAAUUUUUCAACCAUAUAUUAUAAAGAACAAAUAAAAAUACGCUCUGUUUUCAAUAAAAAUAAAAA
This is a messenger RNA of Bicyclus anynana (squinting bush brown), 2310 nucleotides long. RefSeq names its product sorbitol dehydrogenase. Gene Ontology annotation, molecular function: L-iditol 2-dehydrogenase (NAD+) activity; zinc ion binding. The coding region runs from base 248 to 1339 and encodes 363 amino acids. Gene Ontology annotation, biological process: D-sorbitol catabolic process. Lineage: Eukaryota; Metazoa; Arthropoda; Insecta; Lepidoptera; Nymphalidae. The record is from RefSeq and is a predicted model, not a curated record. The transcript is spliced from 8 exons.